Messenger RNA from Hippopotamus amphibius kiboko, 3161 nucleotides. RefSeq names its product abhydrolase domain containing 13 (gene ABHD13). Gene Ontology annotation, molecular function: palmitoyl-(protein) hydrolase activity. The record is from RefSeq and is a predicted model, not a curated record. Lineage: Eukaryota; Metazoa; Chordata; Mammalia; Artiodactyla; Hippopotamidae. The coding region runs from base 866 to 1918 and encodes 350 amino acids. The transcript is spliced from 4 exons. Gene Ontology annotation, cellular component: membrane.
GCGCGGGCGCGGCGGCCGAGGCGCGCAGCCGCCCGACGGGCUCCGGGGGCGCGGGGCCGGGAGCCCGCCGUCGGGGGUGUCUGCGGGGCCGGGCAGGGACCGGCCCCCGGCAGCCUGCCGCGGCCAGCCCGGCCCGGACCCCGCCGCACGGGGCAGGGGCGGCCCGACCCCCGGCCCCGGGCGCCAGGCCUGGGGUCCCCACCUGCUCCGCCGCGGACGGGCUCAGACCCGCGGGUCCCACGGCGGCGACGCUGGGGCGCUCCAGAAACAGCGCGCGGGCCCCCGACGUGGAGCGGAGGCCAGCCUCGCCGCAGGAACGGAGGAGAGGGACGCGAAGCUCGAGGCGUCCGGCCGCGGUGCUCGAUGCCCCUGGACUCUCUCCCGGGGGCUCUCGGCGGCGUCCGUGCUCGUGUGCACCCUCAGGAUCACCACGCAUCUGCUGCUGAGAGCUCAGGUCUCAUCCCCUUAAAGAAGAGCUCGUGGUCGCCCGUCCAGUGUGCCGUCGUCACUGUCCCGCGGAGAGCGGGGCCGCUCCACUCCGCAGCUGGUGGUGGAGACUUGCUGCGUGCCGGGCCUCUCUCUGUCGCCGAAAGUACGGAUUUGCAUAGGAUGAUGUCACUGUCAUCAAGGAACUCACAGUCCGUGUAAAGCAGACAGAUGACACUUCAGCAGCGAGUGCCGCCGCGUGAACUUGUGCAAACUACUAGGUGUGGCAAUUUCGGCAGUGGGGCGCAGAGGUCCCGGCAAGCCUUUCUGAAGGAGCUGCCAGCCCAUCUGGGGUUUGACAGAAGAAAAGAUAAGGCAUCGCCCUAAUUGCUUCCCGUGGGCAACUACUCAGGAGGAGACGUCUAUUUUGAGAGGUUGAAUGAGUUGGCCAAAGCCAGGGCACUUACGGAGAGCCACAAUGGAAAAGUCCUGGAUGCUGUGGAACUUUGUGGAAAGAUGGCUAAUAGCUCUGGCUUCAUGGUCUUGGGCUCUCUGCCGUAUUUCUCUUUUACCUUUAAUAGUGACUUUCCAUCUGUAUGGAGGCAUUAUCUUACUUUUGUUGAUAUUUGUAUCAAUAGCUGGUAUUCUGUAUAAAUUCCAGGAUGUAUUGCUUUAUUUCCCAGAGCAGCCAUCUUCCUCUCGCCUUUAUGUCCCCAUGCCGACUGGUAUUCCACAUGAAAACAUUUUCAUCAGAACCAAAGAUGGAGUGCGUCUAAAUCUUAUUUUGAUAAGAUACACUGGAGACAAUUCACCCUAUUCCCCAACUAUAAUUUAUUUUCAUGGAAAUGCAGGCAACAUAGGUCACAGGUUACCGAAUGCAUUGCUUAUGUUGGUUAACCUCAAAGUUAAUCUUUUGCUUGUUGAUUAUCGAGGAUAUGGAAAAAGUGAAGGAGAAGCAAGUGAAGAGGGACUCUACUUAGAUUCUGAGGCUGUGCUUGACUAUGUGAUGACCAGACCUGACCUUGACAAAACAAAAAUUUUUCUUUUUGGCCGUUCCUUGGGAGGAGCAGUAGCUAUUCAUCUGGCUUCUGAAAAUUCACAUAGGAUUUCAGCCAUCAUGGUGGAGAACACAUUUUUAAGCAUACCGCAUAUGGCCAGCACUUUAUUUUCAUUCUUUCCAAUGCGUUACCUUCCUUUAUGGUGCUACAAAAAUAAAUUUUUGUCCUACAGAAAAAUCUCUCAGUGCAGAAUGCCUUCUCUUUUCAUCUCUGGACUCUCUGACCAAUUAAUCCCACCAGUAAUGAUGAAGCAACUUUAUGAACUCUCCCCAUCUCGGACUAAGAGAUUAGCCAUUUUUCCUGAUGGAACACAUAACGACACAUGGCAGUGCCAGGGUUACUUCACUGCCCUUGAACAGUUCAUCAGAGAAGUAAUAAAGAGUCAUUCUCCUGAAGAAAUGGCGAAAACUUCAUCUAAUGUAACAAUUAUAUAAUGCUUUUCUUUUUGAUUAAUGCACUGUAUUUUAAUUCAUGCAGAAUGAUAAAGAAUGUUCCUUUCUAGAAGUGUGUUAUGUCUGUACUUGUCUGAAGAGUGACAUUAAACUUUGAAAGGACUUCAGUGCUCCCUUAAAAUGAUCCAAAUAGUUUUUUACAUUUGAAGAACUGUAAUUAUUGGGAUUAUUUCGUACAUUCUCAUCGAACCUUUCAUUGUGGUUAUGUAUCCAUAUCUUUAGUUUAAUAUGCUAUUAUAAUAGCGUAUUAUAUUCAAAAGUUUCUUCUUGCUAAAGUUGUAUAAUCUGUGUGACACUUAGAUGAAUGACUAAGUGUAGAAGGAGACAUGUAAACGAGAAACCUUUGGGUAUUAUUCCUUUAGUAACUAUUGGGACAAUCAUGGUACAAACUUAGUUCUGUAAUUGCAUUUUUCACCUUAAAGUUAAAAUGAAAUGCAUGAUGGUAUUUUAUUCCUUGACUUAUGCAAUGCAGUGUUUUUAAUGUAAAUAGUACUGGUCAUAUACCAAUGUAUAUGGUAACCUGGGUUAUAUCUAUUUUUAUGUAAACUCUAUUUUGUUUUUAGCAAGAAAUGAAAUUAAGGCCUGUGUGCAGGUUGCCAUUGAAUUUUGCUCUGGUGAAUGCUGAGAUCCAGCUUUUUCUUACAAAUAAAUGGGACCCCAUUUUCCAAUAUAAAUAAAUGUACCGUGUUUUGUUAGGUACAGUCUGGAUCAUGGCAUGUAAAAAUAGCAGUUGAGAAUUUUACUGCCGCUUUGAUGUGCAUAUUUGAACUUUUUAACAUUUGUAAUUUUGGUGGCGAAGAGAAUUUUAGCUUCUGUCAAUUUUGUAAGUCUACAGCUGAACCACUAGUAGCAGUCAUAGUGAAGAUUAGAAUCUGUUUAAGAAUUAAUUAGGAAGUCUUAUCAUUACAUUGUUGUACAUACUAUUUUGCAAGAAUUCCCACAUUUGAUCUUUAAGUCCAGGUAUCUAGGUAUAUCUGUCCCACUAAAGCCAAGAUAUCAUUUAUUGGACUUGCUGAAAAUAAAAGAAAAACAAAAGUAAGUGAAAACCAUAUUCUUUGGUUUAAUGUUUCAGCUAUGAAAUAGAAGAACUGCAUCAGGGGACAGCUUUAGGGAGUGUUAUUCAUUUAUUUCCUACAUGUGAGAUCAUAGAACCUGUUACCACAUUUAACAGUUAAAUGGCUGUAAGUGGGAGGUAGUAUCUAGACAUAGAGAAGAGUAAGAAAAA